AGAGAGAGAGGGGGUGGAGGAGGAGGACUGGCUGCCCUUCAUCUGUCUGCUCUAGACGGAGCUGAAGUUACCGAGAGCGGCCGCGGGAGCUCGACGCGAUCCGCGGGGCGAUAAACAUCCACACCGGGAGAAAUGCGCUAAUUUACCCGAGCAGACCCUGACCGGCGAUCAGUUCACCGACCAUCAUCGACUGAGACUCGCUGCGCUGGUUAUUAAAGGCCUCUGUCGCUUUGGAUCGGACUCAAUGUCGCUCCUGUUCGGCCGCUUGAACCGACCGAUGGGCUCGACGCCUUCUGCCGUAGAUUUGCUUCAUUUUAGAGACAUUAUUUUGGCGUCAAUUCAGGAAUAAAACUAGUUAAAGCCAGAACAUGUCGGACAUGUCGUCAGCUUGUGAAGCUAAACAACGACUGAAGCGGACUGACACGAAGAAACCUGACUCAUGUUAAGAUACCGCUCGAGCAUCUGGACCAGAACCAAAUACAUCGAAACUAAAUCUUGUUUAUAAACACCGAUAACAACCGAGACGCGAUCGCUGCAGGCUUUGAGAUCUCUCUUAAAAGAGCUGAAUACCUGCGAGGAAGUGGAUCACACACACUGCAUGAAGUAUAAUCGCUCAAACGCCAAGCCAGCAUGGAGAAAAUGCGUUUGUAAUCUAUUUAUCAAAGCACACACUAACCCAAAGGCGUCUAAAAUCAUGCAUUGCCUCCAAACGUUCAUCUGCACGUCUAAUUUCGGACUAUUCCCACCGAGCACAUGAGUUUGAACUUCGGUCGAUAGAGAAGAGGGGGGAAAAAAAUAAAAUCUACUGGAACUUUUUUUUGGAGCUGAACCCAUCCAGAAGCACCAGGACCAUCAUCAGGAUGAGAGUGCGGAUCCUAAACCGAACAUCAGUGCUGUCACUGGGGCUGUGCACAUUGCUUCUGCUCAGUGCUGUGGCUGCUGCUCAGAGUGAGGAGAGAGAGCGGGAGUGUGCUUUUAAUGACCAGCACCAGCAGGUGGAUGAGCAGAGUGUGGCUGCUGACUGGCACAUCACCAGAGAAAAUAACACCAUCCUGUGCAGCAAGAGCAGCCGCUGCUACGGCCUGUGGGAGAAAACACACAACGGAGAGAUCCGCCUGGUCAAACAAGGCUGUUGGACUUACAUUGGCGACCAGCAGGACUGCCAUGACGACCGUUGCGUGGUUACCACCACGCCCUCACAGAUCCAGAAUGGCACCUACAGAUUCUGUUGCUGCAGCACCAACAUGUGCAACGUCAACUUCACAGAGAACUGGGUGCCCAGCCCUACCAGCACCACCCAAGGAGCAGCAGCACACAUCUGCUAG
Molecule: messenger RNA, 1325 nt
Organism: Sinocyclocheilus rhinocerous
Lineage: Eukaryota; Metazoa; Chordata; Actinopteri; Cypriniformes; Cyprinidae
Product: bone morphogenetic protein receptor type-2-like
Exons: 4
Coding region: 861-1325 (154 amino acids)
Biological process (GO): cellular response to growth factor stimulus; BMP signaling pathway; protein phosphorylation
Cellular component (GO): plasma membrane; signaling receptor complex
Molecular function (GO): ATP binding; transforming growth factor beta receptor activity
Source: RefSeq, a predicted model, not a curated record